ACUUUUGUGCAAGAGAGCCGCACCCUGAUUAUGGAUGUUCUGAUUGAGAGGCUUAAUUGAGUGUGUAAAAAUAGAUACAUGUUAUUUAUUUAUUCCGCAUGUUUGAGGAAAACCACGAAGUUAGGAAGUAUUUUCAUAGCCAGUGUUUUCGUAACUUUUAUAUCUAAAUAAUUUAGUGACAUUUUCCAUGCUGAACGACUCUGAAGAACCGUCGCGAUACAUGAGCCGUUAGAAACGGUUUGUUGGUUCCCGCAAGUGGGCAAUACGGUCACCGUGAACGUCGUACAAUUUAGUGCUAACUGUUUUUAAUUUUAAGGUUCGUGGAAUUGGAGAUUAUUAGGUUUUAGCACCUUAAUUUAUAAAGAAAAAUGAAUGAAUUAGAUAGUCUGAGACAGGAGGCAGAAACCUUGAAGAACACUAUUCGAGAUGCAAGAAAGGCAGCUUGUGAUACUACUCUGGUCCAGGCCACAGCGAACAUGGAGCCUGUGGGAAGAAUUCAAAUGCGGACUCGACGCACACUUCGUGGCCACUUGGCAAAGAUAUACGCCAUGCACUGGGGAUCAGAUUCACGCUACCUUGUAUCUGCCUCACAAGAUGGUAAAUUAAUUGUGUGGGAUGCGCACACCACAAACAAGGUUCAUGCUAUUCCAUUGAGAUCAAGCUGGGUUAUGACCUGUGCCUAUGCUGCUUCGGGCAGCUAUGUUGCCUGUGGCGGGCUGGACAAUAUCUGUUCCAUCUACAGCCUUAAGACUAGGGAAGGCAAUGUUCGAGUUAGCAGAGAAUUGCCUGGUCACACUGGUUAUCUAUCCUGUUGUCGAUUUAUAGAUGAUAACCAAAUAGUAACAAGCUCGGGAGACAUGACCUGUGCAUUAUGGGAUAUAGAAACGGGGCAACAGUGCACAUCAUUCACAGGACACACGGGUGAUGUGAUGUCUCUUUCUUUGUCACCAGAUGUGCGGACUUUUGUUUCUGGCGCGUGUGAUGCUUCAGCUAAACUCUGGGACGUUCGUGAUGGAAUGUGCAAACAGACUUUCCCAGGUCACGAAUCUGAUAUCAAUGCAGUCACUUUCUUCCCCAAUGGCUUUGCUUUUGCCACAGGAUCUGAUGACGCCACUUGCCGACUGUUUGAUAUACGUGCAGAUCAAGAGUUAGCCAUGUAUUCUCAUGACAACAUCAUCUGUGGCAUCACCUCCGUGGCCUUUUCAAAGAGUGGCCGACUUCUGAUGGCAGGUUAUGACGACUUCAACUGCAACGUGUGGGAUGCAAUGAAAGCAGAACGAGCAGGUGUUCUUGCUGGACAUGACAACAGAGUCAGUUGUUUGGGUGUGACAGAAGAUGGAAUGGCAGUAGCUACUGGGUCCUGGGACAGUUUCUUAAAAAUCUGGAACUAGAUUUUUGCUACCCCACAAACAAAGAGCUUGUCCCAGCACUGUUCUGGAUCUAGUGACUGCAACACGAAUUCAUCAUAAAUUACAGAAUUUGUCAAAAAAACUUUUAUUUUUCUCUUUUGUUGUACUUUAUUCCUUGUUUCUUUUAUGUGAAGCAUGGAUUAACGUUUUUUGUGGGGAAAUCAUGUGACGUGACUAAUGGGCCUUGGAUCUAACUCUCAGGUUAGCUUGUGUAACUUUGGUAGACAUGCAACUUCUUUAUCAGUAAACUUUUGUUUCAUUACACAUAAGAUAACAGUUUUUUACUGAAAGAUGUAUUUGUUUGUUGUUGUUUUUUUCUACAAUUUGCAAGAACAUCUUUUUUUGUGUGUAUUUUGUAAUUUGGUUUGCAGGAAAAUUUUUUCCUGCUCUAGUCAGAAUAUAUACAUACUGUGUUUGUCUGUAAAAGUGGCACAUAAUGUUAGAGCACAGCGGGCUAACCACGCACAUCACCAGGGAUGUUAAAAAAACACAUACACAUUGCACUUGUUUUUUGCCACCCCUAAAUACCAAAUACAAGUGUUGGGGUCCCAAAAUUCAUGGUUAUAAGCUUUUCUCUAAAAACUGCCUCGUCUCUAGCGGGUGACGAGAAGGCUUCGUUGUUGUAUGAUUGUUCUUUGUUUUUAGCUCCCUCUAGCUUGCACUGAGCCCCUGCAAACAGGGGGAGCACAAGGUGCUGCAUUUCUUACUGUGUGAGCAGUGCUGAAGUUAAGACUGAUAGUGACUAGGGGAGAUGUUCGAGCCCCACACUCCCACAGCUGAUUCAGUCUUAGCAUUGUGUGACGUGUGUUUUUCUGGAGCCUGCUCAUCGCCUGUCUUCCGUUUUCUCCCAGUGUGUGCUUGUUUGCUACUAGUAGUUAUUGUCAGCUGAACUGCAUGGUAAGAUAGAAAUAUUUAUCGUGAUCACCAUUUAGUGAUUUAUCCCUUUCUUCUGCUAAUGUUGCUGCUGCAUUAUAUAUGUACAUAACCUGUACAACCACACGAGUUUGUAACUUCCUGCUGGGUAGGGGAAACUAAUAAAUGAUGUACUGAUAAAUAAAGAUUAAAAAUACAUUUUUUUUUCGAAACAUUUAUAAGAGCUACUUUCACAUUUUGGGACCAUGGAAAUGAAGUCGGAGAUUCUAAUCCAAGUAAAGCCCAGUUAACUGACUUGUCCAAAUCCUUGAUUUUCCUCUUUACCUGUACCUUGUGAAAAGUAGAAUCACUAUUCUGAACAAUUAGUUUAAAGUUUUGGACUUUCUUGUACUUUACUUUUUUAAGCAAAAACAUUGAUAUCUUAUAUUUAUUCAAUGGACUGAUGCUACCUAGAAAAUUUGAAAACUCUUAAAAAUAACAUAUAACUCAGAAAAAAAAAAAGACCACUCAGAAGUGUUCUGACUAUUCAAAUUCGUGUUCACCUUUUAAAUUUGUUUAUUUUUUAAUUACUGCAGCAGUGCCUGGUUAUUUAAAAAUAUUCUCUACUGCCAGUUGUAAUGAAGGUAAAGGGUCGAAAUCUUCCUGCCUUGGAAUCUGUGUAAGGUUUCGGAAUGUGGUCAUUUACCAAAUAAUAGCCCUAGUUUGAGUAGCACGCUAUUCAACUAAUCUCCGAAAAUAAGCUGCUGCUUAAGUAAAUGUAACAUUUAACAAGAAACAGAUGAACUUAAGAAAUUAAUCUGAUUUUCUUGUCCUGAUCUGUAUCAUGCGUUUUAGCUACACGGUAUGAAAAGAUUGUUAGUGUAGAUUGUUAUGGAACCAAGCAUGACAAAACACUUAGAACUGGCAAUGUUGAGUUUUUCAACAUUAGAUUCACUCUAAGAAAAUGAUAAAUUUUGUAGGUAAUAACGUAGCACUUAGUAUAUCAACAGCACAGUCUUGAAUAGUGGUAGUUUUUUAUGGUUAUUUUGGUGAUCCUGGAAGACAAGAAACGCAGGAACUUUUGAGAUUUUUGCCGCCUUUUUGUUUGUUUUUUUGCGAGCACAAAAAUUAAUAAUGUUUUUCUUGUAGUAAUUAAGAAAUAUCAAUUUUUUCUUAAAAAAGCUUUCUGCCACACAUAAGGACCAUUUUUAGUAUGACAGUUUUGAUCAAACACGUGCUUUUUAUCAUGUUCCUUUUGAAUGAAAUUUUGAUCUUCACAUCAUGUUGCCGUUGAUAUUAGUCUUAUUAAUGUAGCUUUGAACCCAGUAUGUAAGUUAACUUGUCGAAUAAAGGUGUUUGUCCUAAAACGAA
Messenger RNA from Limulus polyphemus (Atlantic horseshoe crab), 3632 nucleotides. Its product is annotated as guanine nucleotide-binding protein G(I)/G(S)/G(T) subunit beta-1. NCBI's taxonomy places the organism in Eukaryota, Metazoa, Arthropoda, Merostomata, Xiphosura, Limulidae. The record is from RefSeq and is a predicted model, not a curated record. The coding region runs from base 369 to 1391 and encodes 340 amino acids. The transcript has 9 exons. Gene Ontology annotation, cellular component: heterotrimeric G-protein complex; cytoplasm. Gene Ontology annotation, molecular function: protein binding; signaling receptor complex adaptor activity. Gene Ontology annotation, biological process: G protein-coupled receptor signaling pathway.